CAGAGAGACUCCGGGGAGGGGAGUGGUUGUCAGCUAUUCAGGGAUAAAUAGAGAGUCAGAACUCAGAGUUUGUCAGAAGGCUGAACUUACAGGGUCACACACAGGACCAAGCAGGAGCAGGACCUCAGCAUUUCUACCCUUUAUUACAAAUGGAGAAAAACAAAGAUGUUCAAUACUGUUUUCAAGACAGAAACUCUUCUUGCAGAAUGGAAUUGCUAUCGACAACAAUCUACAUAACACUGUACAUCUUCUUCUCAUUGAUUUCAGUAGUUACAGUAUUUUUGAACAUACUGGUGAUCAUCUCCAUCUCUCACUUCAAGCAGCUCCACACUACAACCAACCUGCUCAUCCUCUCUCUGGCUGUGUCAGAUCUCCUGGUGGGACUGAUUGUGAUACCAGUAACGACUAUAGCAAUAAUGGAAUCAUGCUGGGGUUUUGGGGAAUAUUUCUGUGUGUUUUAUUUCUACAUUGCUUGUUUAUGUACUUCUUUAUCUCUGGGAAAUUUGGUAUUGAUAUCUAUUGACCGCUAUGUUGCUGUGUGUGAUCCCUUAUUGUACCACUCUAAAAUAACAAUAACAAGAAUGAUGUGUUGUAUAUCAUUUACCUGGUGUUGUUGUAUCAUAUACCGUGCUGCUAUUAUAAAAAACUUAGUAAAUGUACAGGUACCCAGUAGGUGUUUGAAUGAAUGUUUUAUUGUAGAGGAGUUACAUUGGGUUAAUAUCAUUGCCCUUGUAUUUACAAUGGUUGUCCCGUGCUCUAUUAUUAUAACACUUUAUAUGAAAAUCUUUGUGGUGGCCAGAUCACAGGCCAGAAAGAUAUUUUCAAAAGAGGCUGCCUGUGUGUCUGGUGUUAAAACUGGACAGGCAAAUAAGUCUGAGAGAAAAGCAGCAAAAACUCUUGCUAUUGUUGUUUUCAACUAUCUAAUUUGUUGGAUUCCAUUUUUGUUCAUAAAUAUGUUUUUUUUUUCAAGUGACAAUUUAUCAUUUAUCAUCGGCUUUCUGCCACUUGUUAAUUCCUUAAUUAAUCCAAUAAUUUAUGCUUUCUUUUAUCCUUGGUUCAAAGUGACAGCUAAACAUAUUUUAACUCUGAAGUUAAGGUAUUCAUAGUUCCUAUAUUUAUAUAUAUUUUUUUUAAUCUACAAGCAUUGGUUGGAUAUAGUUAUGUUAAACAAUUGCUCUAAUUGCUUCUUUCAUGUAACAAUACACUGACAUUACUUACAGUAUCUCAGUAUUGUCAUUAUGGAUACAUGUGGUUUUGAUACAGAAUAAUUUGGCUGGAUUGGAUUGGAAUGACUUGGAGAAGGCAUUAGAAGGAACAAGCUUGUUUUACAAAAGACAUUGUAGUCAUUUUGGGUAAAAAAUUCCAAUACCAAAAUCUGUAGUUGUUCCAUGUUAUUUAAUGAUAAAUAGUAUGCAAUUAUUCUAAAAGUACAUUUGGAGGUGCCAUAUGUUGUUUAUCAUUGUCCUCUAGUUACUGCAUUGGGACACAAUGCCUUCAACAAGUGUAGUAAAGGGUGUGGUAUAUGGCCUAUAGACCACGGCUAGGGGUUGUUUUUGUGCACGAUGCAACACAGAGUGCCUGGAUACAGCCCUUAGCCGUGGUAAAUUGGCCAUAUACCACUAACCCCCAAGGUGCCUUAUUGUUUUUAUAAACCGGUUGCCAACACAGCAAGGAAAGGAAGACACAUCUAAAUUGAAAAUGUUGUUUUUAAGAAAUAAAUUCAUAAUAAAUACAUUCUGCCAGAAAAACUAGUUCAGACAAAAGUUGUGUUGCUAGACUGGUUGCUAAGUAACAUAGCUACAGGCUAGCUAACAUUAAAUGUAUGCAAAAACAGAGCAUUAGCGCUACUUCUACAGUGACCAAC
Molecule: messenger RNA, 1864 nt
Organism: Oncorhynchus mykiss (rainbow trout)
Lineage: Eukaryota; Metazoa; Chordata; Actinopteri; Salmoniformes; Salmonidae
Product: trace amine-associated receptor 13c-like
Biological process (GO): G protein-coupled receptor signaling pathway
Cellular component (GO): membrane
Molecular function (GO): trace-amine receptor activity
Source: RefSeq, a predicted model, not a curated record